Messenger RNA from Austrofundulus limnaeus, 1265 nucleotides. RefSeq names its product steroid receptor RNA activator 1 (gene sra1). Lineage: Eukaryota; Metazoa; Chordata; Actinopteri; Cyprinodontiformes; Rivulidae. Gene Ontology annotation, cellular component: nucleus. The record is from RefSeq and is a predicted model, not a curated record. Gene Ontology annotation, biological process: regulation of transcription by RNA polymerase II.
GGAACCAGGAGCGGGGCUGGAACGACCCCCCUCAGUUCUCCUACGGCCUUCAGACGGCCCACGGACCUCCGAAGAACCUCCUGAAUAAGAGAGCAGUUCAACCGACAACCUCAGGUGCAGGAGUCACACCUUCAGCUCCUCUGUGUUCCAAAGCUCCACCCCCUCCCAUUUGUAGUAUAGCUCCGCCCCCUUUCCUUCCAGGUGAGCGUGUGGCCACGCCUCCUUCUCCUGUUGGACCAAUGAGGAGUCAGGAAGAAGCAGCCAGCAGCCAAUCAGAGCCUGAUGUGUGUGCAGUGAUGUUGGUUCUGAACAGAGCGCUGGAAGCUUGUAGAACCUCUGUUAAAGUCCAGGUGUGUAAUGAAGUGGCAAAGAGGCUCCGCCUCCUGGAGGACAGCUGGAGGACAGGUAAACUCAGCCUACCUGUCCAGAGACGCAUGGACACCCUGUCCCAAGAGCUGCAGGCGGGUCACUGGGACUCAGCUGAUGAGGUCCAUCGCUCCCUGAUGGUGGACCAUGUGACCCAGGUCAGCCAAUGGAUGGUCGGAGUCAAACGACUCAUCGCAGAAACCAGAAAUCUGAGUCCAGAACUCCUGAGACCACUUCAGAACUUAACAAGACCAGAGUCUGCUGAACCAGCUGAGGGCUCGAAAAAACCAGACCAGGACCCUGUGGAUCCAGACCAGGACCCUAUAGAUCCAGUCCUGAGCUCUUUAGAACCAGUCCAGGACCCUGUAGAACCAGUCCAGGACCCUGUAGAACCAGUCCAGGGCCCUGUGGAUCCAGUUCAGAACCCUGUAGAACCAGUCCAGGACCCUGUAGAACCAGUCCAGGACCCUGUGGAUCCAGUUCAGGACCCUGUAGAAUAGUCUGGGACUCUAUAAAACCUGACCUGAAACUGGACUUGGAUCAGUUGGUCUCUGGGUUUUUAGUUCCAGCUCUUUGGAGCCCAAACAAACUGGACUUUUUAAACUUCUGCAGCUUCUGGAUUCGGACCUUCAACACUUCAGCUGUCUGUCAGUCUUUAGGUUCUGAGGUUUUGAGGUGCAACUAACCUGGAACAGAAGAGCCAGUCUUCAGCUUUACCCUGGACUCUGUGGACCUUGGACUUUGUGGACUCUGUUGGUGCUGAUAAACCGUCAGCAGAUUUAUGGUGCACCUCUAGUUUAGACCCCGAUCCUAAUCCGGAUCCAGUGGAUCCUGGACCAGUUGCUCACCUGUCUGCAGUGAAGUUGUUGGUUUGUAGAAAAUAAAUCUGUUUUCUCUUA